Molecule: messenger RNA, 6399 nt
Organism: Anolis carolinensis (green anole)
Lineage: Eukaryota; Metazoa; Chordata; Lepidosauria; Squamata; Anolidae
Product: immunoglobulin superfamily containing leucine-rich repeat protein 2-like
Exons: 2
Coding region: 244-2430 (728 amino acids)
Molecular function (GO): protein binding
Source: RefSeq, a predicted model, not a curated record
GCGGCUGCUCGGGGGCGCGCUCCUCCUCCGGACCCUCCUCUCUUCCCCGACGAGGCUGGGGCUUGGUGUGUUUCCCCGAAGUGGGCUGCGAAAGAAGGCAAGGGAAACUCUCGCCCUCUCCUGCUCUCUGGGGCGCCUCCAUGGAGCCCCCAGACCCAGCCCUGGCACUGGGGGGCUUUGCUCCGGCCUGGGGGUCCCUUUUGGGGGAGACGCCCCCCUAAAAAGAGACACCGGGAGCCCGACAUGGAACGGGCCAAGAUGCCACCGCUGCUCUUCCUUUUCCGGCUCUGCCUCUCGGCCACUCUCUGGGCCUUCUUGGGCUGGGCUCCGCUGAGGUCGGGCCAAGCCUGCCCGGCGCCCUGUGCCUGUGUGGACAAAUACGCCCAGCAGUUUGCCGACUGCGCCUACAAGGAGCUGGCCACGGUGCCGCGGGGCCUGCCCUCCAACGUGACCACGCUGAGCCUGUCGGCCAACAAGAUCACUCUCCUGGGGAGGGGCUCCUUCGAGGGGGUGACAGGGGUGACCUCGCUGUGGCUGGCCCACAACCGGAUCGCCACCGUGGAGGAAGGCACGCUGGCCAUCCUGGGACAGCUGAAGAACCUGGACAUGAGCCACAACCAGAUCGUGGACUUCCCUUGGGAGGACCUGCGCAACCUCAGCGCCCUGCAGCUCCUCAAGAUGAACAACAACCGCAUGGCCUAUCUUCCCGGAGGCGCCUUCCGCACCCUGCGCGACCUCCGCUCUCUCCGCAUCAACAACAACCACUUUGCCACCUUGGCGGAGGGCACCUUCGAGCCCCUCACCUCUCUGUCCCACCUCCAGAUCUACAACAACCCCUUCAACUGCACCUGCCAGCUCAUGUGGCUGAAAAACUGGACCGAGAGCACUCUGAUCUCCAUCCCUGAGCGGGAGGCCAUUGCCUGUGUGGCGCCCGAGGCCUGGAAGGGCCUGCCGUUGGCCAAGAUCCCCGCCAUACCGUGCUCCGCCCCGACCGUGGCCUUGACCUACCACCCCAACCUGGAGCGCACCUCGCUGGCCUACGGCUUGACCUUGGCUUUGCAUUGCCAGGCCUCGGGGUCCCCUCCGCCGGAGCUCCUCUGGCACAUCCAGACCUCCUCGGGCCAAACCUUGGAGCUGCCCAAUCGGAACAAGAGCGAGCAGAGUAACCGGCUGCCCUCCGAAGAAGGCAAGCCGGAGCCUUUCCGGACCUUUAGCAACGGCACUUUGGUGAUCACGCACCUGAGCAAGAAAGAAGAAGGCACCUACACCUGCCUGGCCAGCAACGAGAUGGGAAGCAACCGCAGCUCGGUCCACGUGGCCCUGGCGGACGCCCCCAAGGACCCCGAUGCCCCUGGGAUCCAAACUUCAAUUGGAGAGGGCAAAGCUGAGGGCAAGGUCUCCAAGAACAACGUCAUGAAGCCAGACGAGAGGAGCAAAACGCCCACGCUCUCCAGGCCCACCCCGUCCCGGAACUACCACGCCUCGCCAAACAGCAGUGACGGGGCGCGUGCAGAGUUCCCCGACUCGCCUUCCCAGCCGCCGGAUUUUGAGAAGCGCUGCGGGCCCAGCCCGGGACCACGCUACGUCUCCAACCACGCUGCCUUCAACCAGAGUGCGGCCGCGCUCAAGCCGCACAGCUUCGACUUGGGAGUCAUUGCCCUGGAUGUGUCCGAGCGGGAGGCCAAGGUCCAGCUCACACCCUUCUUCCCGUCCUCGUCCUCCUCCAAGCCGGAGAAAGCGCACCUGAGGUGGCUCUACCUGUGUGAGGAGAAGCCUCCAGGCAGCCGUCCGUCCUUGGUCCAGUGGUCCCAGAUCCAGGAGGGCAUCAACACCUACUGGUUCCAAGCCCUACGGCCUGGCACCAACUACUCCGUCUGCCUGAGUUACGCCGGAGAGGACUGCCCGGUCCAGGUGGUCUUCACCACCAAGCAAGAGGUCCCCUCGCUCCUCAUCAUCGUGGUGGUCAGCAUCUUCCUCCUGGGAGUGGCCACCGUACCCUUGCUGGGGGCCACCUGCUGCCACCUGCUCUCCACCUACCAAGGCAAGACCUACAAGCUCAUCUUGAGGGCACGCAACCCGGACCAGAUGGAGAAGCACAUGGCUGCCGAUUUCGACCCCCGGGCCUCCUACCUGGGUUCGGAGAAGAAUGAAGACCCCAGUGAGGUUGGGGAAGGGGUUGGGGAGGAGGAAGAGGAAGAGGAGGAAGGAAACGGAGCGGGAAGAGGGGAGAUGGGCAGGGCGGCCACCAGCCAAGGGCAACUGGCUCGGGAUGAGAGCAUGGCGGCUAGCUCCCUGGCCGACUCCCAGUCCAAAACCAACCCGGAGGAGUUCGAAGUGGGCUCCGAAUACAGCGACAGGUUGCCCUUGGGAGCCGAGGCCGUCACCAUCGCGCAGGAAAUCAAUGGCAACUACAAGCAGCCGCCACGUUGAGUUUUCCACUUGGUUGAGGACCUGCCACCGGAGCUUGGAGGUGGGAAGAGGCUUGGCCACGGAUUGACGGACACAGCGGCCACUGGGCUUGGCUUGGCUCAUCGCCAGCUGACCAGGCAGCCUUGACCACGGGGUUGCUGCCGCCUGUGAACGGAGGAGCGAAACAAAGCACCGAUGCCGUUUGGACCCUCUCCGGUAUAAGUUGGCUUUUCAAAAAAGGUUUCUCCCCUUAAAUUUGGACAAAAGAAGGAUCCGUGUUUGUGUCGUUGUAGCGUCAAGAAUUUCUCCCCUUCCCUCCAGGAAAAAAAAAUGUAUACACUCUUCAACAGCUGUGGUGAUUAUUUGAAGGCUAGGUAAAUACAUUUAUACUUUUGUGUUAUAAUGGCUUCACCAGAGUUACGAAUCCCACCUUAAAUUAUAAGGCCCAAUAUUAUAUGCACUUUUACUCAACUGUGGCAAUUAUCCAAAGGCCACGGAAAUCAAUUUCCACUGAAUAAUACAUAUUGCAUAUAAUGAAUGAAUGGUUUAAUGUACUAGCCAUAGGCCGUGGCAUCAAAUGAAAGUACAAUAAGCACUUUCCAAUUGAAACAUUAAAACUUAUUCCAUAUACAGUAGAGUCUCACUUAUCCAAGUUAAACGGGCCAGCAGAAGCUUGGAUAAGCGAAUAUGUUGGAUAAUAAGGAGGGAUUAAGGAAAAGCCUAUUAAACAUCAAAUUAGGUUAUGAUUUUACAAAUUAAGCACCAAAACAUCAUGUUUUACAACAAAUUUGACAGAAAAAGCAGUUCAAUAUGCAGUAAUGUUAUGUUGUACUUACUGUAUUUACGAAUUUAGCACCAAAAUAACACGAUAUAUUGAAAACAUUGACUACAAAAAUGGCUUGGAUAAUCCAGAGGCUUGGAUAAGUGAGGCUUGGAUAAGUGAGACUCUACUGUGCUGGCUUUUUAAAAUUACAGUAGCAAUGACACGAUAACAAUAACAAUGUCUGAUUUGUAUCAUCCCAAACUAUCUCCCAUUUCUAUUUCAUAGAAUCGUAGAGUUGGAAGAGACCUCACGGGCCAUCUAGUCCAACCCAUUCAAAGCACCCCUGACAGAUGGCCAUCCAGCCUCUGCUUGAUUUCUGUGGACUUGACUAAUCUAGCUCGGAUUUUAUUGGAUUGUGACUGCAAAUGUGGCAAAAUUUAAUAUUAUAUUUUUGGAACAAUCCACUAACAAGUCAUAGAUAACUGCUGACUGUUGCCAUGCUGCCCAUUCUUCCGAAAAGGCUCCCAAAAGAUUAUUUCUGGGGUCAUUAUACAGAAGGCAAUGUAACAGAUAGUGUAUUAAAUCCUAUAUUUCCCCUGAAUCGUUGGGCACGAGGGAUCCCUCUAUAUCUUCCUUCUAGCCGGUCUGAUGGCAUUGUUUGGAAGCGCAGCGCUGUAAAUGCUUUUCUAAGGGCUACAGACCUUACGAUUAAUGAUUUCAACAUAGUGGUGACUCCCAUCUUAAAUUAGGCAAGGUUUUACAAAGGACAAGGAAUAUGCUUACAAUCUAAUGGUGAAACAUUGCACAUUAACUUUAGCAAGGUUUUAAAUGAUAUGAUACUGCCCAGAGUUGUUGCAAACUUACAAAUUUUGGAGUUGCAAACUCCAAAUUUUGGAGGGGAACAAUGACAAGAUAAUAAGCUGUGAAGGGUGUAUACAUGUUUGGGGGGACACUUUGUAUAUUCGGAUAAACACUCCAGGAAGGAAAAGGUUUCUCCGCUUCCUUUGCAAGUUCUCUGAAUUGGGGUAAGACAUUGGGUUGGCUUAUUUUUUUAAUAAAUAAGCUUUGUGUUCCUCUCCAAAGCCUUGGGAGGCAUUGGGUUUGGAUCCCAGGGCGGGUUGGGAUUGAAUUUCCAGAAGGGUCCAGUUUGGAGAGCUCCUCGUAUCUUCCUCUCCAUAGUGUUUUCCUUGGAAAAUCCGGCUGUCUUUCCCAUCUCCAAACGAAUUAGGGGAGGAGGUUGUUAUGUGUCUUUGUAUAAAGGGGUGGGAGGGGGGGCUUUGUCGUGAGGAGGGGGCUUGAAGCCAGAUCAAGGAGGACCCCCCUCCCGACCGGCGUCCUGUAUUAUCCAGUGUCAAUAAUCGAUGGGUUCCUGGUGUUGUGUCAUGUACAGUGUGUGGCUCUGGAGCCUCUCUGUGGGGUGCGUUCCGUGGAGUAACAGGAGGAGGGUCCAGCUUCUUUUGGGUCUUUAUCCUGAUCCCUUUUUUCCCCAAACCCUUUUGCCUCACUCGCUCCUUCAUUCCUUCCUUCCUUGUCCAGUAGUUUGUGGAUAGACAAUGUUCUUUGCCCUUGGUGUGGAUUUGUGGUGUUCAUAAAGCAGCAGAGAAAACAAUAACACAAGCAAUUUUUAAUCAGAUAUAAUUUUAGGUCAUUCUUAUAGAGUUUUUUUAUUUUGCACUGGAUUCAGAUCUGUGUUUAUUUUUUCUCUCUAUCACGUGCAGUUUUUGCAAUGAGGCGAAUCGAAUAAUUAUUGCAUUUACGUACUGAUCUCAAUUAGAUUCUAUUAAUGCGUAAAGGCAUUAAUUAUUCAAUUAGCCUCAUUGCAAAAACUAGGAAACCCUGGUGAUGCAAUGAGUUAAACUCUUGUGCCAGCCAAAGGGUCAGCGGUUUGAAUCCGGGUAGCAGGGUGAGCUCCCGUCUGUCAGCUCCAGCUUCUCAUGCAGGGACAUGAGAGAAGCCUCCUACAGGAUAAUGGGAGGUCCUUGCAGAUGGCCAAUUAUCUCACACCAGAAGUGAUUUGCCAUUUCCUGAGUCGCUCCUGACACAGAUUUUUUUUUUUGCAAAAAUUAUACUUGAUGGAAAAACCAAUACAGACAGAUCUGAAUUCAGUGCCAAAAAUACUCUACAAGAAUGACCUAAAAUUAUAUGUGAGGGAAUAUACUUGUUGGCUUGUGGUUAAUUAGAUUCUCUCACACCAGAAGCGAUUUGCAGUUUCCUGAGUCACUCCUGAUACGGAAAAAAAAUUGCAAAAAUUAUACUUGAUGGAAAAACAAAUACAGACAGAUCUGAAUUCAGUGCCAAAAAGAUACUCUAUAAGAAUGACCUAAAAUUUCAUCUGAGGAAAAAAUACUUGUUGGCUUGUGGUUAAUUAGAUUCUCUUACUAUCAGUGUGUAAAUGCAUAAAAAUUAUUCGAUUAAGCUCAUCCUGAAAACUACACAUGAUAGAAAAACAGAUCUGAAUUCAGUGCCAAAAAAUACUCUAUAAGAAUGACCUAAAAUUAUUUGUGAUGAAGAAUACUUAUUGGCUUGGGGUUAAUUAGAUUCUAUUGCUAUCAGUAUGUAAAUACAUAAGAAUUAUUCAAUUGGCCUCAUCCCAAAAACUAAACACAGAACUGAAAUCAAUGCAAAAAAAAAAAAAAAAGCUUUAUGAGAAUGACUGAAAAUGAUAUCUGAUAAUAAAAUUUUGUUGGCUUGUGUUUACACAAAUAUGAUGCGAAAUGUGCAGAGUUGACAAUAGUCCGCUGUCAUGUACCAUUUGCCAUAUUUAAAAAAAGUUGUCGUGAUGGGAAAAAAUAAAUAAAGGCAUAUUUGAAAUCAGCAUAAAAAUCGAUUUGAACUGUGCCGGUCUCAUUUCCGAUUACUACAAAAAGAUUAUUGUGUAAUAAUAAUAAUAAUAAUAAUAAUAAUAAUAAUAAUAAUAAUAAUCAUAAAUCUCAGUGGUUUUUUUUUGGUGUGGAGGGUGGGAAGGGUGGAAAGGUGGUGUUUGCAAAUGGGGAUCUUUGGGAUUCUCCUUUUUUUUUUUGUUAGAUGGAGAGAGAGAAAAAACAUGGACACAAACAAGGCAGUUGCGCCAUUUCCUCCAAUGUGAGAUACAAGGAAAUAAAACCAGAAGCAGUGGUUGUUGGGUCGCUUUUUUUUGACUGUCAAAUAAAACAAGGACUCUGUUUCUGUGGAUCAGUGGAGACGAAAUUAUAUUGGUGAUUAUAUUAAAAACCGACGGGAAAAGGCGA